AAUUACCCAACGAAAUCUUCCAUCAAAAAAAAAAAACAAAUACCCAACGAAAUCGUCGUUCUGCGACUUCCUCACUAAGCUUUCGUCUGCCCUACGCAUUCCGGCGUCCCCAUCGCCUCCCGCUGCAGGCGUCAAUACAUAGAAGAUCCCGAUUCAGGCACUUGAAGAGUUGGCGAGUUUCGUCUUCAGCCUUUAAGGCAGCGAGUCUGGCUUUGCAGAAUUGAGAUUCCUUUUAAUUUGGUGAGCUUGAGAAGUUCUUAUUGACUGAAGCUACUGAUUUUGUAAUCCAUAUCCGUUGCUAGCUUUCCAGUAAAACUUCAAAAGUUUAGAUUUUACAGAUGGACAGAUUGAAUCUGAUUUACCUUUCACAACAAUAGUAUCUAAGAUUGAUCUUUUGAGGUGGAAUUUCAUCCAACUCCUAGAUGAAAUUAUCUAUUGUGGUGGAGUUUCAUCCAACUCCCAGAUGAAGGGAAAAAACUUUCUUUCUUUCUGAAUAUCAAUAUAUCAUUUUGAUAUGUUGUUAAUAUGUAAGCGUUAUAUGCAGUCCUCGUGCUUAAAUGUAACAACCAUGUGUCACUCUCCGUUAAUACCAAAUUAUCCAAUUACAUGUUCCUCCUUAAUCUCCAAAUGUUUUAGUUUAUUUAUCCAUUCCCGUUCCAAUGGUAUAUUCCUCUUUCAUAUUCAAUCACACAAUUCGACAAAAUCCAUGUCACUUUUGGAAAAAGAACGUUUAAAUGUAUCUAGGCAAAAACUUAUGAUGGUUUCUUUCUAUUCUUCUACUGCAAUCCGACACCUGAGGGGUCCCCCAACAAGGUCACUGAGAAGAAGAAUGCGGAAAAGAGCUCUGGCUGCCUCAAAACCUGUUCUUGAUGAAUCUCGUGUUCAAAGGGCAAUCUCACAACUCCCACCUCGCUUCACCCCUGAAGAUCUUUACAGUAUCAUGAGUGUAGAGGAAGACCCAUUGGUGUGUUUGGAACUGUUCAACUGGGCGUCAACUCAGCACAGGUUCAGACAUGAUGUCAUCACCUUUCACGUAACCAUACAAAAGCUUGGUGCGGCCAAAAUGUAUAAGGAGAUGGAUGACAUUGUUAAUCAAGUUCUUGCUCUUCCCUCAAUUGGUUCUGAGGCACUUUUUAAUACUAUGAUACAUUACUUCAUAGAGGCUAGGAAGUUGAUUAGAGCCGUUAAUAUAUUCAAGCAUAUGCAGAAUAGUAAGAAAUUGGAUUGCAGGCCGUCAAUCAGGACUUAUAAUAUUCUUUUUGCUGCCCUGUUGAGUAGGGGAAGGAAUUCUUAUAUAAAUCACAUGUAUAUGGAGACUGCUCGUAGCCUAUUUAAACAGAUGAUCAAGGAUAUGAUUGAACCAGACGUAUUUGCUUUGAAUUCUAUGAUAAAGGGAUACGUUCUUUCACUCCACGUAAAUGAUGCUCUUAGGAUAUUUCACCAGAUGGGUGUUGUCUAUAAGUGUCAUCCAAAUUCUUUUUCUUAUGAUUAUCUGAUCCAUGGAUUGUGUGCACAAGGGAGGACAAAGAAUGCCAAGGAGCUAUGUGAUGAGAUGAAAAAGAAAGGGUUCUCCCCAAGUAGCAAAUCGUACAACUCUCUGGUGAAUGCUCUAGCCUUGGGUGGAGAGGUGGAAAGUGCGGUGAUGUUUUUGCGGGAGAUGAAUGAAAACAAACGAUCAGUUGAUUUCAUUACCUACAGGACGGUGGUUGAUGAAGUCUGCAGGAAACAUUGUCUACAUGAUGCUAUGGAUUUUUUGAAGGAUCUGCGUGAGAAGGACCUCAUUGAUGCUCAUUCUUAUAAAAGGUUAUUUCAGGAACUUGAAGAAAAUCAAGAUUAGGAUCUGCGUAAUGUUUAUGUUUCUGCUUUUGUAAGCCAUGUUUUAAAGAAUCUGGUAACAUUUUAUCAAUAUUAUGAAUUAUGAUACGGAGUAAUAAUUUAUGUAGCUACUAGAUACUACAGGAGUUAAUGGGC
Molecule: messenger RNA, 1971 nt
Organism: Cuscuta epithymum
Lineage: Eukaryota; Viridiplantae; Streptophyta; Magnoliopsida; Solanales; Convolvulaceae
Source: the annotation of a GenBank genome assembly